Molecule: messenger RNA, 450 nt
Organism: Echinostoma caproni
Lineage: Eukaryota; Metazoa; Platyhelminthes; Trematoda; Plagiorchiida; Echinostomatidae
Source: the annotation of a GenBank genome assembly
AUGGAAGAGACUGUGACACCUAAGCAAUACACCGUAACCCUGGUUGUUUGUCUGUCAAUCUUAUCAUUUGUGGUCGUUCUCAGUCUGGCCUACUGUAUCCAACUGUGUCGCCGUAAAAUUCAAGAUAGGCGAAAUGAUCGUUCGACCCAAAAAGCCUCACUGAUUGAAGUGGAAAAGCAGUCACCUAGACGAGGUCAAACUCCGACGAUGUUGCAAAAUAUUCGCGAAGCUUUUGAACGGCAUUUGCGUCCGGAAAAAACGAAAGCUGAAAAGCUGGCCAGUCACAUGAUCAACGAACAUUAUCAACCGCCAAUGGAGGAGACCAUCGGUCAACCACCAGAUCAUCCGUCCGAUGUAAAAAUCGCUAUUCUCUGCCAUUUUGUUAACGGCCUAAUGAAUGCUUUUUUUGACCAGCUGACUCCUGCAAAGUACCUUUUAGCUGGUCACUGA